Messenger RNA from Phycomyces blakesleeanus NRRL 1555(-), 381 nucleotides. RefSeq lists its product as hypothetical. The record is from RefSeq and is a predicted model, not a curated record. The transcript has 3 exons. Bases 1 to 381 code for a protein of 126 amino acids. Lineage: Eukaryota; Fungi; Mucoromycota; Mucoromycetes; Mucorales; Phycomycetaceae.
AUGUUUCUUUCUAUUCAAAUGCACAACACUGAUUGCCACUGCAUCAGAUGCAAUAAUAAUAAUCAAGGAGUUUCCCAAGUAUCGAGACGUACUGCUCAGCAUCAUAAUAAAAGAGCUAGAUUUGAAGCUGAAAAGAGAAGCAUGAAAGUAGAUAUUGAAAUAAUCCUGACGUAUCAAUCCAAUUCUGUGGAAGCAAUGGACGGUCAGGCCAACUCACCUAUUUUGGAUGUCGUCUCAAUGUUUGACAAUGACGUCUUUGUUGGUAAUUACUACAAUGGGGAUGAGUCUGACACAACCGAUGACAAUUACAGUGAUGACAAUGGCGAAGAAGACACUAAUGAGAUUUAUGUUGAAGAGUUUAACAAUGAGGAUCAGUUUUAA